This is a messenger RNA of Funneliformis caledonium, 164 nucleotides long. The record is from the annotation of a GenBank genome assembly. NCBI's taxonomy places the organism in Eukaryota, Fungi, Glomeromycota, Glomeromycetes, Glomerales, Glomeraceae.
AAAUUGAAGACCAUAUUCAGCCUAAAAAUAAAAAAGAAACAGAUAAACAUAUUCUUCAUGUCUAUGACAAACCUUGGAGAUCACAUCAUGUACAAACUUUACUUCAUCUGGCUGAUAAAUCUGGAAAAAAUAUAAGUCAUAUAAAAGUUUUACGUCAUCGUUGA